This is a messenger RNA of Uloborus diversus, 2168 nucleotides long. RefSeq names its product ankyrin repeat and SAM domain-containing protein 3-like. Gene Ontology annotation, cellular component: nucleus. The transcript has 8 exons. The record is from RefSeq and is a predicted model, not a curated record. Gene Ontology annotation, biological process: regulation of gene expression. Bases 7 to 1080 code for a protein of 357 amino acids. Lineage: Eukaryota; Metazoa; Arthropoda; Arachnida; Araneae; Uloboridae. Gene Ontology annotation, molecular function: protein binding.
CCAUUAAUGUAUGCAGCUUCUUGUGCUAACUUGAAGGUAGUUUUAUUCUUGUUGGAAGAAGGUGCUGUCACAAGUAUAAAAAAUACUUUUGGCUUAACUGCUUUAAUGCUUGCUUCCAAGUGUGGGAGUGUCGAUGUUGUAAAUCUGCUUAUUGAUUUUGGAGCUGCUGUUAAUGAAAAAGAUCAAAAUGGUUGGACUGCACUUUUCCAUGCUGUAGAAUUAGGUCAUAGAAGUGUUGUUCAACUCUUGAUGGAAAAAGGGGCUAAUGUCAAUCUUUGUGAAUAUUCAGAAAAAUUAACUCCACUGAUGGUAGCAGUUUCUGCAGGCCAUGAAGUGAUUGCUAAAGAUCUUUUGAAUUAUGGGGUAAAUCCUGCUUCAGAAUCAAAGAAGGGAGAAACUGCUAGUGUAAUAGCACAAAAACAUGGCUUUUUCAAUCUGAAAAAUUUAAUAGAUGCUCAUCUACAUUCAAAAAAUAAUCAUGUCAGCAGGUUAGAUUGUACAGACUUACAGACAUUUCUUCAAAAUCUUCAACUUUCGAAAUAUUACCAUUAUUUUGAAAAACAAGGUAUUGAUUUGAGCUCUUUUUGGAUGCUCACAGAAGAAGAUUUAAUCACAAUUGGAAUUCAGCUUCUUGGACCUCGGAAAAAAAUGUGUAAAUAUAUUUCACUUCAUCAAAAUCAAGCCCUAAGCAGAAAUCCAGAAGGUGCAGCAUAUAUUAAUCAAAUUCUAUUUGAAAAUAAGAAGCUUCGUGAUGAAUUAUCAAAGGUGAAAACUAUUCUGCAUCAGGAAAAGGAAUUAAAAGCAGCAGCUGAGAGUAAUCUUGGUAAAGGGAUUCACACAUUAAAAACGUUCACUUCUGCAGUGAAACGUAAUUUAAGCUAUGCUAUGCUUUUGGAAGAAAAGUUAAGGGAAAAUUUUACUACUGUGAAGACAAUUCUUAACAAACCGCCUGGAACACGCUUGGGAACUAAAAGCAAAACUGAUUCACUCUAUCUAUUACUUGAAAGUAUGGACAAAUUGAUCAAUGAUAUUGAACAUCAAACAACAAUUGCUUUGAAGCAGAUUGAUUUCAGACAUUAAGUAUCACUUUUUAACAACAAUUGUCUUGCAAAAACUUGACACUGUUAUAUUCAACUUUCUUUUUUAAAAAGAUGAAAAUGGACAAAUUGAUCAAUGAUAUUCAAUGCCUAAGAACAGUUUUAAAGCAGACUGAUUUAGGACAUUAAGUAUCCCUUUUUAACAACAUUUGUCUUGUAUAAAUUUAACAUUGUUACAUUGAAAUAUACCAAAGAUUUUUUUAUUUGUUUGUGACAUUUUAUGUAUUUUAGUACUUUUAAGUAACUGAUGAAAAUCAUUUGUUUAACCUUACCUUUUAAACAGAUGAAAAUGAAUCUCUUAUUUUUAAUAUAUUUUGUAAAAUGUGUUGUUGUAGUGUUUAUUCAUUUACUUUUGUUUUAUAGACUAGCAUUUUAAAUGCUGCAAGAUCAAAUAUUUCAAAACAGCUACAAUAUUUAAGACUCCCUAAUAACCUCCCUACAAAUCUUCAUUCCACUUACAUUGAAAAUGUUAAAAUCUUCGUUAAUCUCUAGUUUUCGAUUUCAAUUUCUUGCUUGCGGCCUAAGCCAUAAUACAGUUCCCUCUCUAUAUAUAUACCUCAUUUCAUUUUCACCUUUUAUCAUACAAAAUAUUUGGGAGUUCUGGGUAUUGUAGUUUAAUGUGUAAAUUUAUUUUUAUAUACCUAUAAUGGCAAAAGGCAAAAAUAAAUUCAAAUGCCUUUUUUGUAAUUGAAAAAAUAUAUUUUUUAAAUUUUAUGAAUGUUAGUCAAAACUUUUUUGAUAUUUGUAUGUAUUUUGUGUAUUAAACUUUUUAUAUUUUGUUUAAUAUUUAUUGAAAUAUGUAUUUUUGUAGAAAAAAAAUAUUUUUGUGCAAUAUGGAAUUAGAAAGCAUAGAAUUAGAAGUUUUAACUUGACAAAGUAAACUUCAAAUAUGUUUAUUAACUGUUUUAGGAUGCUGAAAAAGGCUUAACUAUGAGUCUUACUCAAUUUCUUACUCUCUUCUUAUCUUUGAGCUUGUUAAAUGUUUCUUUAUUCAUGGAAAAAUGUUAUUCAUCAUUGUAUGUGAAUACCUUGAUUAAGAAAAAAUGUAUUGAUCUACUGAAUAAAAUUUUA